Molecule: messenger RNA, 1194 nt
Organism: Eimeria tenella
Lineage: Eukaryota; Apicomplexa; Conoidasida; Eucoccidiorida; Eimeriidae
Exons: 2
Coding region: 1-1194 (397 amino acids)
Source: RefSeq, a predicted model, not a curated record
AUGUCGCCUUCGAUGUCAGUGGGGCCCCCAGUGUUGGGUCAGGGUUUGCGGAGGGGGCCCCCUGGCGGCCUCUGCAGCAGCAGCAGCAGCAGCAGCAGCAGCGGGGGCCACCCGGACCGGAGCUUCCCCGUGUCUUCGCGGGGGUCCCCUCGCCGGCAGGCGCAGCCGGUGCGUCUGGGGGCGGCCUCGCGCUCGUCAGCAGCAGCAGCAGCAGCUGCUGCUGCUGCAGCAGCAGCAGCAGCAGCAGCAGAUGCUGCAGCAGAGUCCCCCGCGCCGCAGCAAGAGCCCCCCCUGCGGCGCCUCAUUAUGGCCAGGAGGUCCCGCCUUAGGCUAAACCCUUUAAUGCGUUAUUUGCAGGGGCCCAUAAAGGCCAGCAGCAGCACAAGGGGGGGCCCCCAAGCAGCAGCAGCAGCAGCAGGAGCGGCGGGAGCGAGCCCCCAUAGCGCGGCCCCAGACACGGCGCAGGGAACCCCGGAAGACCCUGCUGCUGCUGCCGCUGCUGCUGCUGCUGCUGCUGCUGCCGAGCCCACGGCAGCCAUUCGCGGGUGCACGACGCCCAUAGACAUUGAGCGCUACUACGAGGCCGCAGCAGCAGCAGCAGCAGGAGGAGCAGCAGCAGCAGCAGCUGCUGCUGGUGGCAACCAGGCAGCAGGAGAAGCUGGGGGGGCCCCCGCAGCAGACAAGGGGGCCCCCAGUUCUGCUGCUGUGUCUGUGAAGGAAGACUCGCUGCAGUGGUGCGUGCAGCAGAUUCAGCAGGUGCUGCAGCAGCACCCGGAAGCAGCAGCAGCAGCAGCAAAGCUGCGCGGCAACCGCCCCAUGCUGCACCAAGCCAUGCUAGCAGCAGCAGCAGCAGAAGCAAGGGGGCCCCCGGGGGCCCCCAAGGAGUCUUGGGGCCGUUGGCUUGACGCAGAAAUGGCCCCCCCGCCUCCGGAGCUGGAGGAGGUGCUGGUGGUUCUUGCUGCUGCUGUCAAGGUUUACAUCGUUGAGCUGGUGACCGCUGCGGAGCAGCUAGAAGCGCGGGAGUUCGAGCAGUGUGGGCCCCCCUUGGGGGUCCCCCUAAGGGGUGAAGCAGCAGCAGCAGGAGCAGCAGCAGCAGAAAAAGACGAUCCCGAUCCCAGGGAGGAGUCGAUCCCCAUGAGGGUUUUGCUGCCGCACCAUGUGCUCGAAGCCGCCAAGUCGCUGCCGCCCCUCUAG